AUGGAGGUGAGUAAUCACACCGUGACUGAGUUCAUCCUGUUGGGCUUCACAACAGACCCUGUGAUGCAGCUGGUCCUGUUUGUGGUCUUCCUCGGCGUGUACUCUGUGACUGUGGUGGGAAAUGUCACACUCAUAGUGCUAAUAUGUAAUGACUCCCGGCUUCACACACCCAUGUAUUUCUUCAUUGGCAAUCUGUCCUUCCUGGACUUCUGGUAUUCCUCUGUGUACACCCCGAAGAUCAUAGUGACCUGCAUCUCUGAGGAUAAAAGCAUCUCCUUUGCUGGUUGUGCAGCUCAGUUCUUCUUCUCCGGUGGCCUGGCCUACAGUGAGUGCUACCUGUUGGCUGCCAUGGCUUAUGACCGCUACAUGGCCAUUUCAAAACCUCUCCUCUAUUCUCAGACUAUGUCCAUACGGUUAUGUACAUUUUUGGUUGCAGCCUCCUAUCUUGGUGGAUUUCUUAACCUCUCUGUCAUCACCAAAAGAACUUUUUCCUUGAACUUCUGUCAUGAUAAUGUUAUUGAUGACUUUUUCUGUGAUUUAUUUCCCCUGGUGAAGCUGGCUUGUGGCAGAAGAGACGGCUAUCAGAUUAUCCUUUAUUACCUCCUGGCCUCCAACGUCAUUACCCCUGUUGUAUUCGUCCUCACCUCUUACCUCUUCAUCAUCGCCACCAUCCUGAGGAUCCGCUCCACCCAGGACCGCCUCAAAGCCUUCUCCACCUGCUCCUCCCACCUGAUCUCUGUCACCUUAUACUAUGGCUCUAUUCUCUACAUCUACUUUCACCCCAGGUCUAGCUAUUCCAUGAGUGGAGACAAAAUCGUUUCCACUUUUUACACUGUGGUCUUCCCUAUGUUGAAUCCCAUGAUCUACAGCCUGAGGAAUAAGGAUGUGAAAGAGGCUCUGAAAAAACUCUUCAAAUAA
Elephantulus edwardii (Cape elephant shrew) is the source of this 918-nucleotide messenger RNA. RefSeq names its product olfactory receptor 9G1-like. Gene Ontology annotation, biological process: sensory perception of smell; G protein-coupled receptor signaling pathway. The transcript has a single exon. Gene Ontology annotation, molecular function: G protein-coupled receptor activity; odorant binding; olfactory receptor activity. NCBI's taxonomy places the organism in Eukaryota, Metazoa, Chordata, Mammalia, Macroscelidea, Macroscelididae. The coding region runs from base 1 to 918 and encodes 305 amino acids. The record is from RefSeq and is a predicted model, not a curated record. Gene Ontology annotation, cellular component: membrane.